Molecule: messenger RNA, 1023 nt
Organism: Menidia menidia (Atlantic silverside)
Lineage: Eukaryota; Metazoa; Chordata; Actinopteri; Atheriniformes; Atherinopsidae
Source: the annotation of a GenBank genome assembly
GAAGUACAGCAGCCGCUUCCCUCCAGAGCGCGAACUCCCUCUCAUCAGCAUCUCCACCGCAGGUUGAGUUUCGUAGCACGGACACGCGCCGGGAUGUUCUACUUCCACUGUCCGCCGCAGCUGGACGGAGAGUGCUGCCGCUCCAACACACUGAAUUCCACCGGUUUUGGCAACCACGCCCCGGCUGAUUUUGACGAUGGGUUUCUCCGCCGGAAGCAGCGCAGGAACAGAACCACGUUUACUUUGCAACAGCUGGAGGCUUUGGAGGCUGUCUUCGCGCAGACACACUACCCUGACGUCUUCACUCGCGAGGAGCUGGCCAUGAAAAUCAACCUGACCGAGGCCAGGGUGCAGGUAGGCUGCGUUCUGCCGCGUCAGGUUUGGUUUCAGAACCGCAGAGCAAAGUGGAGGAAAACAGAAAGAGGGAGCUCAGAUCCUGAUGGAGGGAAAGAGCAGAUGAGCGAGGGCUCUCCUCCAUCUCGUAGCAUCAAUUCUCAGUCCCCCGUUGACCAGAGCCGGAAACAGAAGGAACCGCUUGAGAUGCAGCAAAGGACAGUGGGUCCCAGUGGUCCGUUCUUCCCAUCCUGUAUACCAGGAACCCUCCUGAACUCAGCAACCUACGCCCAGGCCCUGUCGCAAGUAGCCACACUGAAAGGCAACGGUCUGUGCUCGUGCUGUGUGUCCGACCCCAUGGGGCUGUCCUUCCUGCCGCCGUACGGCUGCCAGGGCAACCGCACGGCCAGCGUGGCCGCCCUGCGCAUGAAGGCCCGCGAGCACUCGGAGGCGGUGCUGCAGUCGGCCAACCUCCUCGGCGCGGCGGCCGGACCCGCGCCCGGCGUGGGGGUGCUCUCUGGCGUGGGCGUGGGCGCGGCCGGAGUGGUCAGGCCAGCGAUAGAGGUGCCCGGCGCCGGCGUGAGACGGGUGGACAGUUCCAGCCCCGGCAUGGGCACCAAGGCCGCCAUCCUGGGCGCCAGUCCUGAGAAACAUCCUCAUUGCACCAAGGAUAACCUGGAGAAGAAGUGA